UUUUGUAUUCAAUUGAAAAAGCAGACUUGCAAUUGGCGAGGUUUGAAUGUAUUUCACUUCGUCACAUGCCAGCGCGCAUAUCUGUCAAGUCAGAAACGUAAACAAACACGGACAACCGCCCGUAAAGAUUGUGUGCAGAAUAAUCGUAAAAUUUUAUGUGAAAACUCGGGAAAAGGAAAAACAUCAUUUCAUCCCGAAAUUUGGCAACAUUCGUCCGAGUAUGAUCGAGCAGCUGUGUGUGUGUGUAUGCCGACGAAAUACGACGCCGUUUCUACAACAAUCACUAAAGCCGGCUGUGAUCGUGAUCGGCACAUUCUCAACUGGACCAACACACCGGUCGUUGUGUAUCUUCAAGCAAACCAACGUUGCCAUACACCACAAAAUAGCAUGGAAAGGAAAGUAUUAUAAAAUAAUGUCAUAUUUGAAAGCAUUCUAAUCUUUCAUUGUUAUUUUUCCACUGCAAACAGGACAUUGGAUCACCGCAUCGACAAGUGGUUUUUAUGUGCAAGUGUUGUUAAGAAGUGUGUUGUACGGUGUAUUAUGUGUUUUACUUUAUUUGUAUCGCUUUGCAAGUGGUACAAUUAGUGCGUUUAAUCGUUGUGCUACUGCUAACGAAAAAACGACCCGAGCAUUAGAAGCGGCAACAAUACAUGUGCUUGACGCAGAGACAACAACGCCGUCGGCAUCAGUUGAUACCAUCCAAAGUGAUGGUUGAAAUCGUAUAUAAACGUGUAAAACCAUAUAUUGGGGCAUGUAAGUAUUGAAUAAUAGUUAAAUAAAAUACAUUUUAUCGUUGUACUGGACAAUGUGCAUCGAAAUUUUAAAAAAGUGUGUGUGUUUUUGUUUACAUCCGAAUACAGAACCCACAGCGUUAUACUGUGGUUCGUGCACUCGCUAAGUAACGCUUGAGCUUUGAGCUUUCAUUGAGCUUACAUAGAAUGUUACACGCUACCUGCUCACUAAGGACUGCUAUCGAGCAGUGUUAUGAGCAGGUAGCGAGCAGUAACGCCUCCAUACAAAAAUCGCGAAACGUAACGCUCCAAUGCUAUUUGGGGAGAAACAGCCCAAGCGGCAUCGCUGAGAGAGAAUUGAGCUUUUCCCGUUGUUUCCCCCCCUGACAUACCCACGAACGGUGUGUUUGUUUCUACGCGAUGCGUUAUUCUCUGUUGUUGUUGUUGCUUUUAACACUGUUACCACAAGAGCUUGAAGCAAGAAGCGUUUCACACCAUCACCGUCUCACCCAGACUUUGGUGUUGUGAUGCGUUUAUUUGUACCCCCGCCCCUAUGUUCUUCUUACCCGUACCGCGCACCCCAUACAUUCUGACUUAGAAUUCAAAGCAAAGCGAAAUGGUCUAACUGAAUUUGGAAAAGAUGAGUGAUGGAUGUUUCAUAACGAUUCAGAUCACAUAUUUU
Anopheles coluzzii is the source of this 1413-nucleotide messenger RNA. RefSeq lists its product as uncharacterized. The record is from RefSeq and is a predicted model, not a curated record. The transcript is spliced from 3 exons. Bases 47 to 436 code for a protein of 129 amino acids. Lineage: Eukaryota; Metazoa; Arthropoda; Insecta; Diptera; Culicidae.